Catharus ustulatus (Swainson's thrush) is the source of this 1362-nucleotide messenger RNA. RefSeq names its product interferon-like. Gene Ontology annotation, cellular component: extracellular region. The record is from RefSeq and is a predicted model, not a curated record. Gene Ontology annotation, molecular function: cytokine activity; type I interferon receptor binding. The transcript has a single exon. Gene Ontology annotation, biological process: cytokine-mediated signaling pathway; natural killer cell activation involved in immune response; B cell differentiation. NCBI's taxonomy places the organism in Eukaryota, Metazoa, Chordata, Aves, Passeriformes, Turdidae. The coding region runs from base 427 to 1011 and encodes 194 amino acids.
AAUAGAUGCUAUAAGGUAAAGAAACUUUAAAAUAAGACCCCAAAAAAGGCAACACACAAAACAGAUGAAAAGACAAUCCUGAAACACAUCCCUAGCACAGCCACCGGAAAACUUCUGCCACACUUUCAUCUUCUGUCAUAGCACAGUAUCCAGGCUUCCCCCUGGUAGCAGCCCUGAGAAAGCAUCAGCUCCCAUUCUCAUAGCAGCGCCCACUCCUGGUCAGUGACAAGCACCAAAAAAGCCCUCAGAAGAAAGCAAACAAAAAAAACAAAAGUGAAAACAGAAAAAGGAAAUACUCUACAAGAUGGUGAUGAAAGGAAAGCCAGGGAAUGGGCAUAUAAAAGUGCAAACCCAGCAGCACCUCAAGCACAUCAACCACCACUACCGAGCCAGACAAGGCUCCUGCACAGCGCCCGAAGUUCUGCCAUGGCUCUACCUGGAUGCGCACAGCCCUGCCUGCGGCACAGCACCCUGGCACUCCUGCUCCUCAUCGUGGCUCAUGCCACCAGCCUCCCAUGUCAUCACCUGCGGACCCACGAUCUAGGGGAUGCCCUGCAGCUUCUCCAGGACAUGGCUCCAAGUACGACACAGCCCUGUGAUCUCCAAGAGCGGCCCUUCUUCCCUGACACCCUCCCGCACAACAACCUCCACCCGCGCCAAGCUGCCGCCACCGCCCUACGCAUCCUCCAGCACCUCUUCCACACCCUCAGCAGAAGCAGCAGCAGCCAGCACUGGCCUGCACAGCCUCGCAACGACCUCCUCAACAAACUCCAGCACCACAUCCACCACCUUGAACAAUGCCUCCCCAAAAAUGCUGCACUCUUCAAAGGACCACGCAACCCGCUGCUCACCAUCAACAAGUACUUCAGGGACAUCCAGCUCUUCCUCCAUGCCCACAACCACAGCGCCUGCGCCUGGGACCACGUCCGCCUCGAAGCUCUUACCUGCUUCCAACACGUGGACAGACUCAUACGGCAAAUGAAGCACCAAGCUGCUCUGGACUCCGACUAAACCCAUGGACAGCAAACACCCAUCCCCAGCCAGCACCAGUGGCCAUGGAUUGAGUGGUGAGCAGCCCAGGCUGGGAUCACUCAGUACCAGUCAGAUCUCUUCUGACCAGAAUGGUGAGCUGAUGGGGAAAGGGGUAUGACUGUGGUGACACUGGGGUCAUUCUGUGGCACUCCAGCCACAGUCACUGGAGAGGAAGGAAGAGGAAAUUUCUGCGCUACACAUUCAUGUACAGAUGGGAGGUAUUGGGGAUAUGGAUGGUACUUAUUACCCGCGGAAUUACUGCAUUCAUCCAGACUUGCAGCCUCACGUGAUGAAUGGGAAGGGGAUUACGGACACUGAGGAACUACUGUA